UUCGCAUUCCUCAACCCUCUCUCUUCCAACCCUCCGAAGUGUUCCCCUCUCUCCGACUGUACCUCUUCCUUCCGAAGUGCACCUCUCUCUGCCCAUCGUCUCAUCCAUCACUCUCCAAAGCAUCGUCACCCGCCUCGCCCGCCAUGGACAAAUUCAAGGCCUUUACCUCCACCGUCUCCAGCAGCGUCACCCCAUUUGCGGCACGCAGCCAGCAAUGGUUCAAGGAACAAACGGGCAAUGCGGAGGCUCAGACCGAGCUGCCCCACGACUACGUCGAGCUGGAGGUGCGCAUCGACGCCCUGAAGGCCACGCACCAGAAGCUGCUCGCGGCCACCAGCCAAUACGCCAACGAGGCCUACGACUACCCGCCCAACAUGCGCGAGAGCUUCCAGGACCUGGGCAAGAGUAUUGGCGAGAAGGUCUCUCUUCUCUCCAAAGCUGGCAGCGCUGCUGAAGCCCAGGCUGCUAUCACUGCUCAACCUUCAACAAAACCGCAGCCUAAGACCUUUGCGCACGCCAUUGCCCGCGCCUCCCUUGCCGGCUCGCAAGCCAUCGCUACCGCCACCCCGCAGGGCUCCAGCGUGGAGGACCCGCUCGCCCAGGGGCUCGAACGCUUCGCUAUCGCACAAGAAAAGGUGGGCGAGGCCAGACUCGCCCAGGACGAGCAAAUCCAGACCAAGUUCUUGUCUGGGUGGUCGACAACCCUCAAUAUCAAUCUCAAAUCAGCGGACAAGGCUCGCACCGCCGUUGCCAACGCACGUCUACAACUCGAUGCCGCCAAAUCGAGGGCCGCCGCUGGGGGAAGACACGAGGAGGCUUUUACAGAGGCGCAACGCAAAGCCAUUGAGCAAGCAGAGGACAACUUUGUGGAGAAGGUCGACGAGGCCACGGGCAUCAUGAGAAAUGUUCUCGACACCCCCGAACCCCUGCGGAACCUGGUUGAGCUGGCCAAAGCGCAGUCGGAGUACCAUUUCCGGGCCGGCGAGAUCCUCGAGGAGGUUGCUAAGGAAGUCGGUGAGAUUCAGCAAAGUCAGGAGAGCGCGUAUGCCAAGAGAAGGUCAGAGGUCUGAUCAGUUAGAGUGCGUUUGAAAAAUGGCAGAUUAAGCGAUGGGGUUGAGACUGGACUUAGGGAAUGGAGUGGUCUGGAUUGCACUUCGCGGAACGCCCCUGUAAGCAGAUCGAAUCGGCAGGAUACUAAGUGUCACGGCAAUUCAAGCGUACGACAGAAAUGCAAUUUGACGGGUUUCUAUAUCGGCAA
Neohortaea acidophila is the source of this 1258-nucleotide messenger RNA. Its product is annotated as BAR domain-containing family protein. The record is from RefSeq and is a predicted model, not a curated record. Lineage: Eukaryota; Fungi; Ascomycota; Dothideomycetes; Mycosphaerellales; Teratosphaeriaceae. Bases 144 to 1070 code for a protein of 308 amino acids. The transcript has 2 exons.